UCCACUUGAUGCUACAAAUGUUCAAAACAUUUUUUUAUUGGUCAGUUAAUAAAAUUCUUUUUUCCGAUUGAUCAAUCGAAAGUUUCGAAGCAUUUGUAGCGUCAAAUGCCGCACCCAGAGUAGUUCAUAUGACACGUUUCCUAACCUAACAUUCAACUUUAACGAAAACAAAGUAUCAGUCGAUGGCACAACAUACCCAAAUCUUAACUUUAACUAAUAAUAUUUCGUUUCGUAGAGCAGUGCAUAAAUUUCAAUUGUCAGAUUCGUUUGCUUCACAAAAAAUGUAUCGAUUGGUAUAAACGUGUUUUUAUCAAUGUCUGUGAUUGAUGACAAACAUAAAUUAAUAUAAAUAGCAUAAUUUCUUCUCUUAAUAACAGAACAUAAGCUUAAUUUUUUAUAGUUCAGUACACUAGUGUGUACACUUUUUAUAUUUUAAGAAAUAGGUAUUUGAAAUUUGUGACAGAAGCACAAAGGAAAAUCUGGUAGUACAGUGAAGCAAGAAAAAUAAACCUAUUGAUGUGGCAAUUUAGAAUACGCAUUUUAGUAAAUUAUAUCAAAUUACAGUCUCAAAACUAUUUGCCAUCUGAUUGAAACAUUGCGAUUUUGUAGAAUUAUUUCGUAAACAGCAAUAUGCAAGGGACAGUAAUUUGACAUAUCUGAUUAAUGCAGACUGUCAAUUUUACAAUAGCCAUAAUAGUUCGAUUAUUGCAGUAGAUAUUUACUAUAAUUAUUCAGCAUUUAGCUGAGAUUAUCCUAAAAUUAUAUAAAUCUCAAGAUGCAAUUAGAAAAGGGACUGUCAUCAAAGUAUGCAUAUAUUACAUAUGUGAUUGCAGCCUAUUGGAUAGUAUCAAUUUUAACUGUAUUCGUGAAUAAAGCACUCCUGUCCAGUGAUGCUGUGAAUCUGAAUGCUCCUUUAUUUGUAACUUGGUUUCAAUGUAUAGUGAGUGUAGCUAUCUGUAUUACUUUACGCAUAAUAUCCCAAUGGUUUCCAGACUGCAUUGAAAUCGCAAAUGGUAGUCCGUUUAAAAAAGAUACUUUGAAAAAGGUAUUGCCGUUAUCAAUUUUGUUUACUGCAAUGAUAGCAACUAAUAACUUAUGCUUAAAAUACGUUGGGGUUGCAUUUUACUACGUGGGUCGUUCGCUAACGACGGUAUUUAAUGUCGUAUUUACUUAUAUUUUACUCGGACAAACGACAUCUUUCAAAUGCAUAGCAUGCUGCGCAGUAAUUAUUAUUGGGUUCUGGUUAGGGGUAGAUCAGGAGCAUGUAGCAGGUUCUCUAUCUAUUCUCGGGACACUUUUCGGCGUGCUUGGAUCAUUGUCGUUAUCUUUGUAUUCUAUCCGUAUGAAACAGACGCUCCCGAUCGUAAAUCAAGACAUCUGGCUACUCUCGUAUUAUAACAAUGUGUAUAGCAUUAUUAUCUUCAUCCCGUUAAUGAUAAUUAGCGGGGAACAUACCACUGUAUAUAAUUACGAGAAGCUUGGACAUCCUCUUUUCUGGGGUGCCAUGACAAUCGGUGGUGUAUUCGGCUUUGCCAUUGGAUAUUUCACUGCCCUUCAGAUAAAAGUUACGUCUCCUUUAACACAUAAUGUUAGCGGUACCGCAAAAGCAUGCGCUCAAACGGUUUUAGCGACUUAUUGGUUUAAUGAAAAGAAAUCGUUUCUCUGGUGGAUAAGCAAUAUCGUUGUCCUUACUGCCAGUGCAUUUUAUGCGAGGAUUAGGCAACUAGAGUUGAAUAAAGAGUAUAGAAUCGAGACACGGCAAUUUAAAGUGUAACAACGGUAUUAAAAUAUAACAAUUUUAUUCAAAUUUUUAUAUUUAAAGUGUUAUUGUAUGCA
Messenger RNA from Trachymyrmex septentrionalis, 1836 nucleotides. RefSeq names its product GDP-fucose transporter 1 (gene nac). Gene Ontology annotation, biological process: protein O-linked glycosylation via fucose; GDP-fucose import into Golgi lumen. The transcript has 4 exons. Gene Ontology annotation, molecular function: antiporter activity. Gene Ontology annotation, cellular component: Golgi apparatus. NCBI's taxonomy places the organism in Eukaryota, Metazoa, Arthropoda, Insecta, Hymenoptera, Formicidae. The coding region runs from base 776 to 1774 and encodes 332 amino acids. The record is from RefSeq and is a predicted model, not a curated record.